Arachis duranensis is the source of this 874-nucleotide messenger RNA. RefSeq names its product plant UBX domain-containing protein 9-like. Bases 69 to 845 code for a protein of 258 amino acids. The transcript is spliced from 5 exons. The record is from RefSeq and is a predicted model, not a curated record. Lineage: Eukaryota; Viridiplantae; Streptophyta; Magnoliopsida; Fabales; Fabaceae.
CUACAGUACUACACUCUCUAGUCUCUACUCUCUCCACCUCCUCGAUCUCGAUCUCGAUCUCAACUGAAAUGGCAACCCCAUCCCAAAGCGCCGUCGCUUACUUCAUGCGUAUGACCGGUGCACCGGAGUUCGUCGCCAUCCAAAGACUCGAGGAAUAUGGAGGCAACGUGAAUGAAGCUAUUAAUGCUCAUUUCCUGCAAUUGGAUAGUAAUGUUGAUAAUAUGCCCACUCAGAGGCAAAACCUUGGUGGUGGUGGUGGUUCUCCGCAGUAUAUUCAGUCUAAUAUGAAUGCCAAUAAUCAGAACCGUAGUUGGUCGCGUGGGGUAAUGCCUUUCCUCAAUGCUGCUAGAAGGUUUAGACCUUCACUACUACUUGAUCCAAAUUAUAGGAGAGAACUCAGAGAUUCAUACAAUGGGAUUGGUGCAAGUAGUGAUAAUGUGCCGCGUACUGUUCCUACAAGUCAAAAUGUAACCGGAAAUUUGUAUGGGACACAUGAUUAUCACCAUAAUGACUAUAAUUUAGGACAGGCUAACACCUCUAAACAUGUAUCUGAUAAUGAUGUCGAAGAAGCAUUGAUUCAGGCUGCAAUUGAGGCCUCAAAGAACGAUAGCAGAGAAAGGUCUACAUGGGAACAACAUGGCGAUGUUAAUGGUUCAUUGGAUGAUGAAAUUCCUCGUGAUCAUCUUCGACAAGAAGAUGAUGAUUUAGCUCAUGCUCUUUCACUGUCCAUAAAGACUGCGGAGGAAGAAGAAGCUGUUCGGGAAUUUAUGGUUAAGGAAAUAAGCAAGACACAGGAAAGCAACAGCAGCAGAAGCACAAUGGAGGUGCAUGUUUUCCAAGCUUGAUACUCUUUUCAUAUCCACAAACAGACCAC